Messenger RNA from Rhopilema esculentum, 4217 nucleotides. Its product is annotated as DNA-dependent ATPase/E3 ubiquitin-protein ligase HLTF. Gene Ontology annotation, cellular component: nucleus. Lineage: Eukaryota; Metazoa; Cnidaria; Scyphozoa; Rhizostomeae; Rhizostomatidae. Gene Ontology annotation, biological process: DNA repair. The record is from RefSeq and is a predicted model, not a curated record. Gene Ontology annotation, molecular function: nucleic acid binding; hydrolase activity, acting on acid anhydrides, in phosphorus-containing anhydrides; ATP-dependent activity, acting on DNA.
AUGCCUUUUUUGGUUGAUAUUGACGACAGUGAUGACGAUUUGGGGAUAAAUGAAGUCCCUUUUGGGACGUUCAGGGCACUCAUCGUAGGAAUUCGCUAUUACAAAGGGACUGUGAAUAGAAAUGAAAUGGUUUCAAUGACUCGAGAACCAUACAACCCAUACGAUAGAAAUGCCAUUCGAAUAAACAAUGUUGGUGGUGUUCAAGUUGGACACAUCAAACGAGAACAAGCCCGCGUCCUUUCAGCAAUUAUUGACAAAGGAACAGCAAGAGCUGAAGGGGUUGUUCCCUUUGGAACAAACAACAAAUUCUCAAUGCCAUGUGACAUAACACUUUGGGGAGAUGAGGAAAAUAAAGAUCAAGUCAUAAGAGAAAUGAAUCGUGGUGGUCUACAUCUCUCGAGCUACAAAUCAAAAGAAUAUGGAUCUGACGGAUCUGAUGGUAACAGUUCCAUUGGAUCUAGAGGCCCCAUGGUCCAUUCUGUCAAGGUUUCUGCCCAGGCUAUGAAAAGAGAACUGGAUCAAAUGUUUGAGAAAUUAACUGAAACCUCAGUUUCUAUGAUUUCUGAACCUGCUGAUGCAUUGAAAACAAAACUAUACCCACAUCAAUUGCAAGCACUUUCGUGGAUGAUGGCUUGCGAAAAUGGGAACAGUUUGCCACCAUUCUGGGAGGAAAGAGGACCAAAAGACUUUUUCAAUUCAGCAACUAAUUUCAGUGCUCCAAAGCGUCCUGAAAGUGUCAGAGGUGGGAUCUUAGCAGACGAUAUGGGCCUAGGAAAAACAUUGGAGGUCAUAUCACUGAUUGUCACAAAUUUUAAGAAUGGCAAAAAUCUUGUCACUGUUGACAAGACCAAGGAAGUUGUCAUCAAUGCAGAAGAUGGAGAAAUUAUUCCAAAGAAGAAAAGGAAAAGAACACCAAGUUCUCAUAAAUCAAAGAGAGAGAGUUUCAAAGAAAUCUUAAAUGUUAAUGAUGAGGAAGAUGAUGCUAAAAUGGAAGCUGAGCUUCCACCUCUUCCAUCUUUCACUUCAACAGAAGACCCAGAUUUCAUCUUGUCUACAGAAAAUGCACCACCCAUGGAAACCAAUGUAAGCAAGCGCCCACAAAGAGCCUCAAAACGUCCGGUGCGGUACAUAUAUGAUGAUGAUGAAGAAUCUGUUAAUAGCUCGAAUGUUGAUACUGAUUCAAUGGAAAAUGCAGGCAAGGAGAAAAGCAAAAGGAAAAAACCAAGGCAAACUAAUAGCAAACCAAAAUUCAACGAAAUACAAUCCACCAAUCAGUUACCUGCCCAAGAACAAGUAUGUGUCAGCGAAACUGUCAUAGUUGAUGGUGACACUUUCAAAGUUGAUGGCGAAACUGUCAUAGUUGAUGGAGGUAAUUUAAAAGUUGAUGGUGAAAUUGUAAUAGGAGAUGAGGGAAGUAUGAAAGUUGAAAAUGAAACAGUCAUAGUUGAUGGGGGAGAUUUAAAAGUUGCUGGAGAAAUUGUUGUUGGUGAUGGUGAAACGUCCCAAGUGCACUGCAGUCAAAAUGGCGCUGUAGCUGAAGUAAACCAGGACAACUGCUUUACACUCAAAACUUACAAAAGCAAGAAGACAAAGGCCAGUGGAGCAAGAGCAACUUUGGUGAUUUGCCCGCUCUCGGUGCUUAGCAACUGGCAGGCCGAAAUUUCAGAGCACGUUUGGCCAGGCCUCCUUGAUGUUCACACAUACUAUGGAAGUGAUCGUAUUCGCGACCCGAGCAUUUUAAGUCAGAAGGAUAUUGUGUUGACGACUUACCAAACGUUGGCUACGGAAGCCAGUAAGCACGAAUCUGCUUUGAUGCAGACAAAAUGGCUUCGCAUUGUUCUCGACGAAGGCCACUGCAUUAGGAAUCCAAAUGCCUUGCAAACCAAGAAGAUUCAUGAACUGCAAGCUGAAAGGAGAUGGGUCGUCACUGGUACACCAAUUCAGAAUUCAAUGAAAGAUUUGUGGUCUCUGAUCUGUUUCCUGCGAUUGGAUCCAUUCACAGACAGGCAGUGGUGGACAAGGUUCGUGGAAAGACCUAUUAAAAAUGGAGAGAAAGAUGCCACGAUGAGACUGCAGCAAGUGAUGAAAGUGAUUGCAUUGCGUAGAACUAAAACUCAACGUGGGUCAAAUGGAAAACCUAUUGUAGACAUUCCCGAAAAGAACAUCUUUGUCAGUUACGUUGAAUUUUCGCCUGAGGAACGAGAUAUUUACAAGGCUGUAGCAGAGGAAGGGAAAAUCACAAUUGGAAAAUAUCUAAAAGCUGGUACACUAUUGAAGAACUAUUCCGAGGUUCUUGUCAUCUUGACAAGACUUCGUCAGCUUUGCUGUCACCCACAGCUCUGUACUGCAGCCCUUGAAGCUGCCGCAAAGCAAGCCAUGGAGGGUUCAACACCAGAGGAGCUUAGAAAAAGACUGACAGCAAUUUUAAGCAUGGUCAUUUCAGGGGUCAGUGAAGACUGCCCGAUCUGUAUGGAUCCUCUUGAUCUUCCCGUUAUUACCCACUGUGCGCAUAUUUUUUGUCGGAAAUGCAUUGAAAUGUCAAUUGAAAGAACAAGUCCGACAUGCCCUAUGUGUAGAGGAUGCAUAUCUGUAGAUAAACUGGUUGAUCCCCCCGCUGAUCAAGAGGAAGACAGUAUGGAAAGCAAUGAAUGGAAUUCUAGUGCCAAGGUCGAUGCUUUGUUGAAUGCCUUAGAAAAGCAAAGACAAGCAGAUGCAUCAGUAAAAUGUCUCGUGGUGUCUCAGUUUGCCUCAUACCUGCGCUUGCUGAGAAAACCACUGGAAGGAAGGGGCUUCUCUUUUGUGCACCUCGAUGGAAGCAUGAAUCAGGAGCAGAGAUCUAGAGCCAUCAAAGAAUUUUCUGAUAAAAGUCCCAACUCUCCAAAAGUUUUUCUGCUGUCUUUAAAAGCUGGUGGUGUUGGUCUCAACCUGACUGCUGCUUCGAAAGUUUACCUGAUGGAACCAGCAUGGAACCCAGCUGCUGAAGACCAAUGUUUUGACCGAUGUCAUCGUUUAGGCCAAACAAGGCCCGUUGAGAUUCAUAAGUUUGUCAUUAAAAAUUCAAUUGAAGAGCGCAUGCUUGAAAUGCAGGAUCGAAAGAAGAUGCUGAUGAGUGGGGCAUUUGCGAAACCCAAGGCGGAGGAGGCUCGACAGCAAAGAAUCAAGGAUGUUGCAAAUCUCAUGAACUUUGCAUGAAUAAAUUUUGGUUAAUUAUGAUAAUGCAUUCUUCAUAGUAUUAUAAAUGAUUCUAGAUUAUUCAAAGAUGGAGGUGGCAUCGAUAAGAUUUUAUUCGAUUGAGUAAACGUGACAAUGAAGGAAAGUGCUGUAAAGCAACAAGUUAGCAAACAGAUAUGAUACUCCUGACUUGUCCGUUUUUCAUUUGGGGGAGACACGUUUUUGAAAGCAUCUGCAAAUCAGUUUACCUUCCCUAGCCACUUAUCAGUGCCACCGAAUGAGAAUUGUGUAUUUUUUACAGGAAUUUUUGUAAGGUCGAAAUUAAGUAGCUUUUAGAUGAAUUAUUAGUUACGAUAACAGUAUGUGCCUUAGCUGUGCUGCUUCCUGUUCGAGAGGGUAGGGUAUGCUGUAUUUUUGCUGGGACCACAGAAUAGAGAGUAGGGGCUGUGUUUCAACAAUGUUGUGUUUGACGUGACCUCAUGUUAAUACAAUGAGUGCAAUGAGAAAGGAGUGCUAAUUCUAUUCACAAAACAACUAGCAGAGCUUGUAAUGUUGUGUAGUAAGGGCGUUUAAAGCACUUCUUUCCUAUACGAAAUCUCCAGAAGCAGAACGAACAACUGAUUUGACAGCGCAUUUGAAUCGUUUCUUAGCACCCAGACAGGUCUCUAUUCCUUAGCGAUUAGUAGUGGAGACAUGUUAGCAGAAUGUGAUCCAAAACUACAGGAGAACAUUCUGAACUGAUCACAGUCACAAAUGAUUAUUCCAUACUUGUGGUUGACUCAACCAUAGAAGCAAAUGUAUAGUCCGGAUACUACUAUUGCCUUUCUCCUACACCCCCUCCUCUUCUAAAUACCCGUCGUGUCCCCUGUUCCAUAUGAUAUGUCAAACAAUAGUUCAUUCUUCGUAUUAUACUUAUAUUCACGUUCUGUUCUGUUGUAGUUUGCGUGGUUGGCUAAUGUUAAUAGUAAUAGUAAUAUCUUGUAUCUUCAAGCUUUUGUAAGUAGAAUUGAUUAAUUUUGCUCUGAAAAUUCAUUCUUUCGAGCAUA